Tetrahymena thermophila SB210 is the source of this 5682-nucleotide messenger RNA. Its product is annotated as bromodomain domain protein. Gene Ontology annotation, biological process: chromatin remodeling; positive regulation of transcription by RNA polymerase II. The record is from RefSeq and is a predicted model, not a curated record. NCBI's taxonomy places the organism in Eukaryota, Ciliophora, Oligohymenophorea, Hymenostomatida, Tetrahymenidae. Gene Ontology annotation, molecular function: histone H3 acetyltransferase activity; protein binding. The transcript is spliced from 4 exons. Gene Ontology annotation, cellular component: histone acetyltransferase complex.
GCGGAGAAAAAAUAUUAUUUGUAAUAAAGAAAUUUUGUUAAUAAACAAGCUUCUAAAUUUGAAAGUAGAAAGAGACUCAUGGACUAAAAUCAAAAUUAGUUUAUAAAUAAUUAGAAUCCUUAGUAUUACUAGCAAUUCCAUGCUGGAGGCAAUGGAUAAGAAUUAUAAUAGUAAACAGGGUAGGCUCAAUAAGGAACAUAAAAUUAUUUUUAGUACAUGGAGUAAUAGCAGUAAUAGCAAUAUCCUCAAAUUCCAUAAUACCCUUAGCAAAACUCAACAGCGCCUUCAAACCCUUAGGUUUAAUUGCCAUAAAAUUAAUAAAUGUAUUAGUAGAUGUAUAAUAGAAAUUAGUAAAUUAAUGAAGCGGUUCCUUAGUAUCAAAGAAUAUAAGGUGUGCAACCCACAUUCUAAGGGAUCCCCUAAAAUUAAAAUCAAUAGAUAGUAAAUGCAAUUCCAUAAUAUCAAAUUGGACAGCAAGUCCAACAACCUAUAAUGCAUCAUUAAUCAUAAUAGCAAAUACCAGUGUAAAACAAGAAUUUGCCUCCUGGUCAAUAAUAAAAUCUAUAAUAGCAAAUUCCAAUAAAUAAAGGUUAGCCUUAAUCUACAAUUAAUAAUAUAAAUACCAGCAAACAAUAAGCUAAAGCACCAAAUCAAACAAAUUAAAUAGAUAAAUCUUUGUUAACAAUCUAAAAACAACCUAGUCAGUAGUAAAAAGGUAUUUAGUAGCCUUAUGUAAAUUAAUUUCAAUAAUAGAAUUCUAUUUCUCCUAUUCCAAGCUAGAUUAACCCUAAUAAUUUACAGGCAGGUAAGACUGCAUAAUUUUAAAAGCAGCAACCAGGCAGUUCUUAACCUCCUGUAAUAAACUAAACUCCAGCUCAGUUGUAAUAAUAGUAAAGUAUAUAAAAAUAAAAUGCUCCUUAAAUAUAGUAGCAAAUGGGAUAGAAAUAGAACUUAGUUUAGCAGAAGCAAUAACCCUAAUUUAAUUAAUAAAAUCUCCAACAAAAGUAGUAAGUUUAAAAUUUAGGGCAACAAUAAAUGCAAAACCCAGCUCAGCAGCAGUUUUAAAAUAAUUUUAAGCAGCUACCUAAUUCUAAUUCUAUUGUGGGAUAAGCUAAUCCUCAAAUUUAAACUAACUAAUUUUAAUCAUAAUAGCCACCUCAAUAAUAGCCAAAUCCAUAAAAAUAGACUAUUUAACAACCAUAGCAUAUAAAUUAAAAUAAAAUGCAACAAUAAUAGUAAUAAUAAUAAAUAAAUAAACCUAUUGAUUAGAGUUAAAACCAACUCGUAAAGCCUUAAUAAUUUAGUUCACAAUAGCCCCUAUAGUUAUAGUAGUAAAUUCAACAAAAUUAAAACCCUCAAAAGCAAAUGCAAUAACCUAGAACAGGUACUCAGUAAUUAGGUAAACCUUAACAACCAAUAUAAAAAAUGCAAAAUCCUGCACUAAAUACUUAGUCAAGCUAGCAAUAACAAUUCAAUAUUUAAAAUCCAUAACUGCAGUAAAGAAUAUAAUCUUAGCAAUAAACUUAAAUAAAAUAAUAAGUUUAAGGUUCGAAGCCCUAGUUAUAGCAUCAAAAUCAGCAAUUUUAAAUGAUGGGAAAUUAAGCAUAAGGAGGAUAAUAAUAAAUUUAGUAAAAUUAUCAAUAAUUUAGUUAAAUACCUUAGUCUCAAUAGCAAUCUUAAUCAUAAUAGCAAUAAACCUAACUUUAAUAGUAGGGAUAAAUGGCAAGUUAAGGUCAGUAGCAACAAGAAUAAGUCACUACAUAAAGAUAGAAUAGGUUAGACUCUGGUGAAAAUUUAUUUUAAUUUAGCUAGUUGAAUAAAGCUCGUUAAGAUUAAAAACCCUAAUAAGGUUCAAACCAAAGAAUGGAUAAUAUUAAAAAAGGAUAGUAUUUCGACAUCAAAUAAUUUGAUUCUGUUCUUGAUAAUAGAACGAUGCCUAAACUCUUUAAUUUGACUCAAACUAAAGCUUAUGAAAUUAAUUCAAACCUUCCUCCUGGUUAUUCUUUAGAACCUUUCUUUAUCCACUAACUAAGAUUUAACCCUAAGGUAUAUGGAGAAGCAGCUAAUGAUUUUGGAGAGGCACCCUAGAAAAAAAUAAAAACAGAAGAAAAUCUCUUUUUGCAAUACAGUAUUAGUUAGCUUGCUCCAAAUGCUCCAAUGAAGAGAGAAUUAAUAUAGCUUAUGAAUAUAAAACCUUCUGUAAAUCCUGUUUCAACCUUAAUAACUCCAACAACAAAAAAACCUUCAACAUCAAAUUAAAAUUUAAACUAAGGAUCAAGUUUGAACUCUACACCUUAAAAAUCAUAAAAUGAUUUAUCAAGGCAGAAUUCUAAAAUUUAAACCUCAAGCCAGCCCAGCAGUAUUGUAUAAAGUACUCAGCAACAAUAAAUACCUAAAGAAAAUAGCUAAUAGUAAUAAUAAUUAUCUUAAAAAACUCCUUAAUAAGCAGUUUAAAGCUAAAAUCAACAAUAGAUAAAUAGCUAGCCAUCAUAGUUGUAAAAGACAUAAGAACAAAGCGUGAAUUCUUAAAUUUAAAGAUAAAAUCAAUAAAACUAAGUUUAAAACUCUUUAAAUUAAAACUAAAACCCUUUAAACAAAAAUUUACCUAUAAAAUAGUAAACACAACAACUUCCUUAACAAGCUAAUUAAAAUCCUGGUAUAAAUAAAAAUAUAUAGUAACCUGGUUUUUCAUAGAAUUUAUAGAAACCUUAAAAUUAAAUUCCUUAAUAAUAGAUAAAAGUAAAAACUUAAUAACCUGGGAAUAAUGUUUAAAAUUAAGCAGCUCCUCAACCGCCCAACGAAGGAUAAUAAAAUACCUUAUAAACAGUAAACAAAACACAAGGAUAAGUAUAAAAUGAGAUUCAAAAUAAAUAAAUCUAGAACUAAAAGCCUGCUUAAACAAAUUAAAAUGUAUAAAUAAAUUAGUCAUAAUAACAAAAAGUAAAUUUAAAUUAGUAGUCAUAAAAUUUAAAUAAUAAUAUUUAAAAUUAAAAAAAUUAAUAAUAAAAGCCUCCAUAAACAUCUCAAAAUCUAAAUUAAUCAAAUUUAGUCAAUAAUUAAGAAAAAAAUGUUUCAAUUUCAUCUAGUUAAUCUUCUUUGAAAAUUUAAUUACAAUUACCUUAGUAGUAAUAAAAUACAUAGCAAUAGUAGUAAUCAAAUUAACAAUAAUAGUAAAAUUAAUAAAUAAAUUAAGCUAAUAGAUAAAACUUGCCACAAAAUAGCAAUACAAUUUCCAGAUAGUCUUCUUAGUAAUCUCUGUAAUAAUAAACUACAAAUUAAAAUAAUUUAAACAAUAAUCAAUAGUAAUAAGGUUCUUAAUAAAGUAUGCCAUAAAAUUAAAAAAUUCCUUCUUCAAACACAUUAUAAUAGGCAAAAGAAAAGAAUUAAUCAAGUGUAAUUAAAAUAAACUUAAAUCUACCACAAUAGUCUGAAUAACCUAGUUCUUAAAAGUUACCUGACACUUCUUAAAAAUAAUUAACAUCCUCUAGUUCAAGUAACGUGUCUAGAGCUGGCUCAUCUUAAAAUAUUAAUAUUCCAGGAUAGCAGUUGCAAAAUAAAUUAUAACAACCUGCUUAAUCUUAAUAAAAUAUUGCUCCUCCAUUAUCGCCUACACCAUCGUAGCCAAUAGUAAUUAGUACAAUUAUUGAAAAUUUAGAUAUAGAAGACUCAAAUAAAUAAACUAAUGCAUAAUAGUAGCAAUCUAAAUAACCUGCAAUAGCAGAGAAUAAUAAUAAUAAUGACUAAUAAAACUUAAAUUAAAAAUCUUAGUAAGAAUAGAAUAAAGGGUAAAGUGUAAGCGUUCCAAAGAAAUCAGAAUUACCACCUAUUUUAUUAAAUAAUAUGUAAUCUACAUCUAAUUAACCUUCUAAAUAAAAUAUUCCAGUAUUAGCAUCACUUCCUCCCAUGCUAAGACAACAAAUGGAGAAUUAAAAUAAAAAUGUUUAAGAUCCUUGUAAAAAAGAAAAUUAAGGAUAAGAAAGUAAUAUUCUAUCAGAGCCUUUAAAAGAAACGAAAAUGGAGAUAGAAGAAAACAUAGAAAAAUCUAAUAAAAUUUAAAUUAGUUUUAGCAAUAAUUUAGUAAAAGAGGAAGAGAUAAAUUAAUUGAAUAAAUCUUCUGACCAAAUAAUCUAAGAUUAAAAUAUAAAGUCUCCUAUAUUACCUCCUUAAUAACCAAGCCAGAGACCAAAAUCUAUUGAUUUCCCAAGACCAUCUUAACCCAAUUCUUAGCUUUUAUUACAGGCUUCUAAUUCUUCUAAUAUCCAAAAUAAUAAGGAACCAAUAGUAAAGUCUGAAGAAACUAAAAUAUUUAUAAAAAUUCCUGAUAUUAUGACUUCACAAAGUCAAUUAGCUUCUCCAACUAAUCCAGAAUCUGGUACUGCAUUAGCUAGUAAUAAUAUAUCAUUGAAAUUUACAAAUAAAAUAGAAGAAGAAGUUUAAAACGAAGCGAGAACGAAAAUAGAAGAAAAUAUUAAUGCAAUGGAAAUUGAAUAACCUAUUGAAUAAUUAGAAUAUCAAGAUUAAAAUAUAGAUGAUAAUUAGAUGCAAUUAAACACAGAGACUCCUUACUUUUAAACAGCUGGAUAACAAUAAGCAAAUUUAAAUAUAAAAGUAGAGCCCUUUAAUGAAUUAAACUAAAUGAUAAAAUAAGAACACACUCAAUCAGAUUAAACUUAUUUAGAUCAAAUACAGAAAGGGCCUUAAGAUAAUUCCCUAAUUAUAACACUUCCAAACAACCCCAUUCAACAAAAAAUAGAAGCUGAUUCUAAUUUAAUGCCUAUGAACCAACUUCCUGCUAUGGUUUCAUCAGCAUCUUUAAAUAACGAUUUUAUCAAAGAGAAAAAGAAGAAAAUGGAAAAGAAAAAUAUAUCACAAGAAGAUUAAAAAGCUAUGAGUGAAAUAAUUUAACGUCUUACAAAAAAUAAAAAUUCAGAACCAUUCAAAAAGUUAUCCAGUCUUGCAAAGAAUCCUGACUAUCUAAAAAUUAUUAGAGAGCCUAUGGACUUGCAAACUGUGGAAACUAAUAUAAAGAAAAAAUAUUAUAGUAAUAUUGACGAAAUGGCAGUUGAUGUUAAUAAAAUAUUUGCAAAUGCCAAAUUAUACAACAAAGAAGACACUGAAAUCUACAAAAAAGCUGUAGAACUAGAAGAAUAUUUUAAGAAGAAAUACUAAAAAAGUCCUCUGAGCAAUGAGAUAAAUAACCUUUAAAAGAAAGUAGAUAAACUUGGUAAAGAAUUGAAAGAGUAUCACACUUACGGAGGAAGAUUCUUCUACAGAGAAAAUAAAAAAAUAUAAAAGUAAGCUUUCAUGGAGAGAUCAAUGUCUUUAGAUGAAAAGACUUAGCUUGCUAAAAACAUAAGAAAGUUACCUAAGGAAUAUUGGAUUGGUAUAUGGGAAAUAAUGACAGAUAAGCAGUUUUGUAUAGCUGAUAAAUAAAAAAUUGAGUUUGAUUUAGAUACCACUACUCCAAAGUAGUGUAGGAGGUUAGAAAGAUAUGUAAAAGCAAAGUUAAAUUGUAUUUAAAAGGCAAGAGAGAAAAAGAACAAAAAGCUCGAUAAAGCUUAAGGUAAAUAGACAAGCGAGUAUGUGGACCCUGCAAAACUAGAAAAACUAGAUACCGAUUCUUCUUAUAUUACAGAAUCUGAUGACUCUAUGAAAGACCCAGAUGAAGAUGGAGGUGAUUGA